This is a messenger RNA of Chionomys nivalis (European snow vole), 1251 nucleotides long. It is a transcript of the gene Hepacam2, whose product is annotated as HEPACAM family member 2. The record is from RefSeq and is a predicted model, not a curated record. The transcript is spliced from 7 exons. NCBI's taxonomy places the organism in Eukaryota, Metazoa, Chordata, Mammalia, Rodentia, Cricetidae. The coding region runs from base 1 to 1251 and encodes 416 amino acids.
AUGUGGCUCAGGGUACUCACAGUUUUCUUUCUCUUUGUAGCAGGUGUUUGUUCGGGGCUGAAGGUGACCGUGCCUUCACACACUGUCCAUGGCAUCAGGGGACAGGCCCUCUACCUCCCUGUGCACUAUGGCUUCCACACUCCAGCAUCUGGCAUCCAGAUCAUUUGGCUGUUUGAGCGACCACACACAAUGCCCAAAUACUUGCUGGGCUCUGUGAACGAGUCUGUCGUUCCCGACUUGGAAUACCAACACAAGUUCACCAUGAUGCCACCCAAUGCUUCUCUCCUCAUCAAUCCGCUGCAGUUCACUGAUGAGGGCAAUUACAUUGUGAAGGUCAACAUCCAGGGAAAUGGAACUCUCUCCUCAAGUCAGAAGAUACAAGUCACCGUUGAUGAUCCCGUCAUGAAACCAGUGGUUCAGUCACAUCCCGAUUCUGGGGCUGUGGAGUAUGUGGGCAACAUUACCUUGACCUGCCAGGUGAAAGGGGGUACCAGGCUAGUUUACCAGUGGCGAAAAAACGGGAAACCUGUUUGCAUCAACUCCAGCCAUUCAUUUUCUCCUCAAAACAACACCCUUUGGAUUGUUCCAGUGACAAAGGAGGACACUGGAAACUAUAGCUGCCUUGUGUCAAACCCUGUCAGUGAGAUGGAAAGUGACAUCAUUAUGCCUACCAUAUAUUAUGGACCUUACGGACUUCAAGUUAAUUCUGAUAAAGGGCAAAAGUUGGGAGAAGUGUUCACUGUUGACCUAGGUGAAGCCAUCCUAUUUGAUUGCUCUGCUGACUCUUAUCCCCCCAACACCUACUCCUGGAUCCAAAGAUCUGACAAUACAACAUAUGUCAUUAAACAUGGGCCUCGUCUAGAAGUCACAUCUGAGAAAGUGGCCCAGAAGACUGCUGACUAUGUGUGCUGUGCUUACAACAACAUGACCGGAAGGCGAGAUGAAGCUCGCUUCACUGUCGUCAUCACUUCCGUAGGACUGGAGAAGCUUGCACAAAAAGGAAAAUCACUGUCCCCAUUAGCAAGCAUAACUGGAAUAUCACUGUUUUUGAUUAUAUCCAUGUGUCUUCUUUUUCUGUGGAAAAAAUACCAACCUUACAAAGACAAGAGUCAGAAUACAGAAAAGCUCAAACCUUUUCAGGCCAUGAAGAUGCUCUGGGUGACUUCGGAAUAUACGAAUUUGUGGCUUUUCCAGAUGCAUCUGGUAUUCCCAGGAUGCCGAAAAGGUCCGGCCCAGCCCCUGACGGUGUGA